Cladocopium goreaui is the source of this 5670-nucleotide messenger RNA. NCBI's taxonomy places the organism in Eukaryota, Dinophyceae, Suessiales, Symbiodiniaceae. The record is from the annotation of a GenBank genome assembly.
AUGCCUAGGAACCAGGAGGGCCGAGCAAACCCCAGCAUUGCGACUCAGCUGCCCAAAGGUGGCCGAGACAACCUCAGUGAACGCCUGUCAAACAGUUCCAUAUCCUUCUCCGUGGCUGAGUGCGGGCCCAAGUGGUCAUCCUCCGAAGCUGACAAGUCGGACUUGGAAAGUGAGUCCGAGGAGGAGUCGACCGGGGACGAGGAGGAGUGCCUGCUGGUGGAGCAGGAGCUAUCGGGCUUUGAGAGUUUCGACCUGCAUCCGGUGCACUCUACGCCUUCGAAGCAGCCCGGCCCCAAGGCGGCAAGGUCUGUCUCCUUUCUGGGCUGCAAGAAUGCCAGAGAGAUGGCCACCGCAGCGGCAGCCGACACCAACAUCGGAGUGCGACAACAUCGAUUAAUCCGAACUUGGCUGUCGACAGGAGCAGGAGAGUUCGUUUUUUCUUGCCAAGGGGUAAGUCAGGUGGUGCCUUUGCUUAACUCAGAGGUGUCAACUGCAAGCUGUACAGGGCCUAUGGCCAAGGGGAUGAGCGUUGUGGCCAUUGCACUAUCUCCAGCGAUGGCGAUGACCCAACGUCCCAGUAGUGCGGCCAGCACUCGGAGUCGAAGACAGUCCUUGAAGAUAAAGGUUCCGGUGAAGGUUCGGGUGGUUCCAGGUCGGGUUCCCUCCGACAAGAAAGAGCCAGAGGUGUCGAUGUCAGGAUGGGUUUUCUACUGUGCCUCGGAAAAGAGUGGAGAUAUCAGGAUUGCUCUAAGACUGAACGUUGGCAUGUCUCGAAAGGGAAGAUUCUGGGGGCUCGACGUUGGCAUUUUGGUGCCGGUGGUCCAACAUCCGACCUUUCCACUGUCCUACAGGCCUUGGGAGACGCAGGCUGCCGGAGAGCCCAGAACGGCCACGCGACCGAUCCCGGAGUCCAAGAAGGGCCCCACGAACUCCGCCUGGCCCGCCUCCUCCCACUCCUCCAACGGAGAUUUCGCCACACGUCGGCACAAGGGUGCCGAUGACACCGCCCGAGACAUGAACUUCGAGCAAUUGGAGGCUGUCUGCGAUGGGUACAUGUGUCGAGCCCUUCCGGCCCCUUAUGUCUCAGCAGCUCUCCCCCGUGGCAGUUGGAACCAUGUGAACUUCCCCAUGAUCGAGAUUCAGGAUGGAGAGAAUCCUAUGGUGCACUUCCUGGAAGUCGUGGCAAGCUACACAAUGCAAACUUCGUUCGAGGACUUGGGGUUGCACUACAAACGAGCUAUCACCCAUCAGGAUCUGCAACUGUUGCCUCAUCCAUUUGGUCCUAAGAUAGCUGUAGCAAGUCAGGUCAAGAUGCAACUGGUCAUUGUAGAAGAAGAUGAUGGAACAGCAACCGUCUUCAAGCAUUACAUGUUCCCAAACAAGGCCAAAGCAUCCUUUGUCAAGAACCUUGCCUUUGGAACUUUGUACAAACCUAGUUUCAUGAGUCAGAAGCCAACUGUGGGCAAGAAGAUUUUGCAAUAUUGCUUGCAAAAUAUGGGUGGGAGGCAGUUUCGUUGCUUUGAUCUGUCCACCGAGACCGCGGCCAGUCAAGCAAAGCUGAAGGCUUUUGAGGAGCUGGAUGAUGAUGCCCUCGAAUGCGGCUUUGAAUUCUUGAGGAAAAAUGCGCCCCGAAGCGGCAGAGAUUUACAGCAACUCUCUUGGCAAACAAAAGAAAUUCGCAAGAAAACAUCUCCUAUCAAUGGAUGGCCUGUCAGUCUUGUCGAAAAAGCUUUGCGCUGCUUGUCCACAGAAGGCGCCCUUGCGCGCAAGGAAUUCGAUUGGCCCCUUCCCUUGACAGAGAAGUUCUUCCAGAAGUGGAUCUUGGAGAAGCUGGAGAAGAUUUGGAACUUCGAUGUGGCUGCUUUAGUGAUGCUGGGAGAACCUAACACUGGUAAAAGUCCUUUGGGUCGGAGCAUCCUCAUGGCACAAUGCCGGUAUAACCGGACGCGCUUCAGUCGUGAAGAAGCUCCAUGCAUCCGAUGCACCCCUGAGGUAGACUUUCUCCGUGGCGAGGCUGGAUCAGUCAUCAUGGGCGACUUCUUGGAUGAUCCUGAGAUGCAGCAUGUGGGUCUCAAAAUCCUCAAGUCUUUCUUGGACGUUGGCUUGUACGAGUCCAUGGCCUGGGCUCGCUGGGGUGCAUCCAAGUGGGUGCAAAACCAACCUCGUGCCAUCGCCGCCAAUGCCUACGAUGCUUCUGUGGAUGAAGGCAGUGCGUUCGUUGGAACUCUUUCUUUCAAAAGCUUCUGGGAGAUGAUCCGUCCGGCAGUGUCUACCAAUGCCUCUCACGCAGACAUCAAUGCUCUUCUCAAACGAUCUGUCUUUAUUGUGGUGACCAAGAAGUUUGUCUACUUCAGGCCUGAUGGUGUGAAUGAAGAUCCUGUGGAGCGCAUUGCGGUCGACCACCCCGAUUUCCUCACUGCUGAUGGCAAGGAGUUCUAUGGCAUGUUCAAAUCCAACAACAAGACCAUCCCUCCAAAUUUUGACACUGAAGUCAAAAAGGAGCAGGCGUGGAUCUCUGCCAUCAUGGCGAAAUGCUUCGAGUCCCGGCGCCCAGACAGCAAGAACCGUGAGAAGAUGCGAGCCAGUGCAGAAGAUGGAUUGGAAGAGCGAAAGCACAGCAUCCCGUAUGUCAAAAUGGAAUCACAGGAGUACACAGAUGGGAAUGCGCUAUUGGCUCGUGAAACACGCCGGGAUCCCAUCGACGUGGACACAGACCGGGCCAGCUUUGGAUGGACCAAUUGGGAUGUCGACAAAGACAAGAAGGACCGUGUGGAAGUGAAGCGGGAGCGCGCGGUCUUUCAGUCCCUUCGUCCUGGAACAGGUGUGAUCGAUCUCAGCAGUCCUUCGCCAGUCCGCAAGAAGAGCAAGGCUUCACUGGGAGCAUCUGUUCCGAAUCCUGACGCAGCUGAGCUCGGUCUUCCACAUGACGCAGAAGAGUGCCCAGAUCCAACCUUGGAGGAGGAACUGGAGAAGGUGAUGGAUGCUGAGUUGGAUAUCCUUGGUGAGGACAAGGGCACCUUCAACUUCUUUCCUGAUCCCAAAAGAGGUAAAGGAAGAAGUGUGUUGAAGAGGCCUGCCAGGGCAAAAACGACUCAGUGGAAGAAAGUGCCCUAUGUGCGUUCGAAGGAGGCUGUUCAACAACAACGAAUGGACAGAACAUCCUGGAAACGCAAGCUCGCAGACUUGCUGCAAGCUACUGAUGUUCAAUUGGUUCGUCUAUUUCGUGAAGAUCAGCUUCUACAUGAUUGGACAGGCAAAACAUGCCCCCGUUGUGGCAAAGGCCGUUUGUCAAAGGCUCACCUGCUGCUUGGCGCCUCAAUGCCGCGACAUCGGUGCAACCGCAAGGGCUGCCAGGCAUACAUCAACCCUCAUCACCUACAUCCAAUCUUCAAGGAUGCAACUGGUGCUAGUGCCACUCCUCUGCAAACACAAUCUGCUUUGCUGUUCCUGUUGCUCAAUCGCAUCCCGCACCCUGCCAUCCAUCGCAUUCUUCACAUCAACCACAAGGCCAUUGAGGACAUGGAGAACAGGCUGAGCCAUCUUCGCAAACGUUGGGUCGAGGAGAAGGAGAAAUCCAUCCUCUUCGGCAACGCCAAGACCUGGGCUGAUGUGGAAGCAGAUGAGGCCACAUUUUGCAAGAAAUGGCCGAGGACCCCGCGCGCAAUCCGCAAGAUUGAGUGGCAGCCGCUUGCGACCAAGCACUUGCGGGACCGCAUCGUCGUUCUUCACACAGAUGCAGCCAAGUCGUACAAACUCAAAAUGAGUGGGGUUUUCCACGACCAUGUCCGACACUGCAAAAAGCGUGUCAAAGUCAAGGGCAAGUGGAUGUGGAAAUUGCCCACCUAUGUCCCCGUGACCACACACAAGGAUCCCAAGACUGGUCGCAAAUUUAAGACUAAAGGCACUCGCAAUGGCCUCUUUUGCUUCUACAAGAUAUCUGCUGGGAAGAUUGGCAGCGGCAGUUUUGGGGCCGUGGUACACGCAACUUCCGUCUCCACGGGAGCUAUGGCCGCCAUCAAAUAUUUGAAGGAUGGCACCAGGAGCGAAACGGUCCAAGCCGAGGUGAACAUGCUCGUGCGAGCGCAAGGCCAUGAUAAAAUCAUCAAAUUCCGCGGCUGUUUCUGCGAAGUAGAAAAGCCGCACCUCAAGUGGUUUUUGGUCUUUGACGUUCAUCCCUAUGGAGAUCUCUAUGAUCGAGUUGCCAGCUGUACACGAAUGACAGAGAAGGAUGCCAUGCCGUUGGUGCGUGACCUUUGUGAGGCGUUGAAGCAUUUGCACGUGCGGCAGCUGAGAGGGUACCGGGAACGACAGAUCUUUCACCGUGACGUGAAACCCGAAAACUUGUUGAUGGCCCGGGCCGCAGCUCGCAGGGGAUUCGUGCCGGUCACAAAAAAGCGUGGCACCGUGGCCCAACUGGCAGCCGUGAAGCUCGACGCGUGUUUGGCCUCCAACGCCACGGACACCGCCGCCAGCGCCUUGCACGCGCUGCGCGGCGCUGCCGCCGCCUUCGUCCACGAGGCCACAGCCGCGGUGGACGCCGCCUUCGGCGAUGGCAACGCCACGGGCGCCGCGGCACGGCGCUUGGGGGCACCGCCCACGGCCAUGGGAUACAAAGGAAUCGAUUGGGCCCCGAUCUCCGUCUAUGGCACAGGCGUCAAACACAUUUUCGCCAUCGGUGAUUGGGGCGGCAUGGAUGGGUCGUUGAGUCCGUGCUGCGGCCGUCCUGCCAUCAUUGCGUACGCUGGAGGGCAUACGCCCGGCCCUCACGUCUUCCCGCGCAGCAGGUGGAACCGUGCCCACUCUGAGCUGCUCUGCACCCAUAAGCAGUUUGUGGAGUGCUUCGAUACCCGAGGUAGCAGCUGUGCUGCUGGUUGCGGCUUCGUGCCCGAGAUCGACAUGCAACCGCAAUUCCUGGUGGCGAACGCCUUCAGGGCUCGUGCUGCGAUGAAGAAUCCUGACUACAUCCUGAAUGUGGGCGACAACUUCUACUGGGGUGGUAUUGAGAUUGACUGCGGCAGCACGCCCAUGAGUCAGAUCUCCGGCACGGCACGAAGCUGGGCUUGGGAAGAAUCCUGCGGGAAGAAUCCUGCAGCUCCAGCUGAGGACAUCAGUUCGACCAAGUCUUUGAAGGCAACCGCGCCAGGUAUCUACCAGGGUGCAGGUCUCAGCAACAAGCCUUGGCUUAGCAUCUUGGGGAACCAUGACUGGGGAGGCCGCCAGUUCUACAACGGCUGGGAUCAGCAGAUCGCAUACACCUGGGCUUCGAACCGCUGGAGGAUGCCUGCUCCGUAUUGGAGCCAGCACGUCUCUUACCCCGACCUGGGUUUUGACGUGGACAUCAUCAUGCACGAUAGCAAUGCCAUGGACGCCAAGGAUCCGGGAUCAGACCCUGAGCACAACAUGUGCAGUCGCAAGCACAACCGCCCCGAUGCCAGUUGCGCCUCCACCGGGGGCCCCGCCUCGGUCGACUCCUGCAAGGCUUGGUUUUGGGGCCUCUAUGCCGAGCAGAAACCUUGGGUUGAGAGCAAGUUGGCGCACUCCAAGGCGGAUUGGCAGAUCAUGGUGACCCACUUCCCCUGCGGCCAUGACUCCGGGUGGUACCGCUCCCUCCACACCAGACUUGGACUGGACCUCUUGGUCACAGGGCAUCGACACGACCAGGACCAAUAG